Oikopleura dioica is the source of this 1527-nucleotide messenger RNA. Lineage: Eukaryota; Metazoa; Chordata; Appendicularia; Copelata; Oikopleuridae. The record is from the annotation of a GenBank genome assembly.
AUGAAAUUUCUUUCCGCAUUUCUUCUUGGAAAUGCGCUAACGAAUGCAGCUGAUAGAUUUCUGCCGCCGUGGCAGUACGAUGGCACGGUUUGGCCUUUGCCGCAGAGUAUGACGGUGACGCAAGAGUUUCAAAUUUUAGAUGCAAAUAUCCAGUUCGUUCUGACUCCUGAGUCGCCCCAAUGCGACAUUAUCCCCGACAUCUUCCAGCGAUACCAAGAUCUGAUCCGUUCCCACUUCAAAAUCGCCAGUUCUAGUUCCAAAAAGCUCAAGUUCUCAGCCUCCUCUGCCGCUGGAAUCAUCGAGACAAUUGAGGUCAAAAUCAUCAACUGCGAAAACUACCCUUCUCAAAAUAUGAACGAAUCGUACACCCUUCAAGUCGGCUCUCCAACGCCCGAGAAAGUUGAAUUGACAGCCAGUGCCGAGUGGGGAGUAAUUCAUGGACUGGAGAGCUUCACGCAGAUGAUUCACAAUAUUGACUACCGACCGAGUAUGAAUAUUCUUCACUGGCAUAUUGUCGACCUGCAAAGCUUCCCUUAUGAAUCGCAAGUGUUGCCGGAACUCAGCUUCCUUGGAUCUUACACACCACUCCAUGUCUACACCAUUCACGAAAUCAAAGACAUCAUCGAAUUCGCCCGCCUAAGAGGCGUCCGAGUUGUUCCAGAGUUCGACACUCCCGGUCAUACCGACGCUUGGGGACCCGGCGGUGGCCCGAAAUUCUUGACUCCUUGCUACCACAAUGGCGAGCCCGACGGAAGCCACGGGCCAAUCAACCCCAUCUACCAAGAAAACUACGAUCUCAUGCGAAAACUAUUCACAGAAGUCAACGAAGUCUUUCGCGAUAGCUACCUGCAUCUCGGCGGCGAUGAAGUUCCAUUUGGCUGCUGGAAGUCUAACGCAGAUAUAACUGCGUAUAUGGCGAAGAAUAAUUUGACUACGUACGCGCAACUUGAACAACUUUGGGUUCAAGGAAUGGUCGACAUCGCACACGACUUGAAGAAAAACUACGUUGUUUGGGAAGAAGUAUUCGUCAAUGGAGUGAAAAUCUCAAAUGAAACCGUCGUUGAAGUUUGGAAGGGAAGAUCUGGAACAUGGAAGGACACCAUGAAUGCGGUCACGAAAUCUGGCCACAAAGCCAUUCUCGCCUCCCCUUGGUAUCUCAAUAUCAUCUCAUACGGCGUUGAUUGGGAAGGCUACUACGUUAUCGAACCAACUGACUUCAACGGCACCGCUGAGCAGAACAAACUUGUCAUGGGCGGUUCAGCGGCGAUGUGGGGCGAAUUCGUCGACGGAACAAACAUUCUUCAGCGAAUCUGGCCCCGCGCUAGCGCUGUCGCCGAGCGGCUUUGGAGCGACAAGUCAGUGAACCAGCCCGGCCCAGCGCGAUGGCGAUUGAACGAGUGGCGCUGCAAAAUGCUCGCCCGGGGUCUCCCUGCUCAGCCAGCCAUUCAGAAUCCAAACGUCAAUCCUAAUUUCGGAUACUGCCCUUAUCCAUUUGAUCCUUUCAACAAUGCCCAUUACCUUUUCUAA